GAGAGUCUCGUUCGUUACCCCAACGUCAACGUGUUGGUCAAGAAUGAGCAGGCGUUCGUGCAUCCGAGUGUUGACGUCUCCGUGGCCGUCGCAACUGACGCUGGGCUCAUCACCCCGAUAGUGUUCAACGCAUCAGGGAAAACUGUCCAUCAGAUCGGUAUUGAAGUGAAGGAUCUAGCUGCUCGAGCAAGGGAGAAUAAGCUGAAGCCAGAAGAAUUCCAGGGUGGUUCUUUCACGGUUUCAAAUCUGGGUGGUUUUGGAGUGUCAGAAUUUACUGCUAUCAUAAACCUGCCGCAGGCUGCUAUUUUGGCUGUGGGGUUCGAACCCUUGUACCACGAGGAAGUUUAUGAUACAGGUGCAGAUGGCAAGUUCCGGGAGCGUAUGAGGAGCAGUUUAUCGUACGACGCGCGUGUCAUCAGCGAAGUUGAUGCUGCGGAGUUCCUUGCUUACUUCCAGCUGUGUCUGGAGACCCCGCGUUUGUUGCUACGAGGCAGCGACGCUCGAAUCGAGAUGUACUCCAACUGA
Messenger RNA from Notodromas monacha, 525 nucleotides. Lineage: Eukaryota; Metazoa; Arthropoda; Ostracoda; Podocopida; Cyprididae. The record is from the annotation of a GenBank genome assembly.